GACGGGGGAGAGAGACAGGAGUGACGGGGGAGAGAGACAGGAGUAACGGGGGAGAGGUGACAGGUGAGAGAGACAGGAGUGACAGGUGAGAGAGACAGGAGUGACGGGGGGGAGAGGUGACAGGUGAGAGAGACAGGAGUGACGAGGGGAGAGGUGACAGGUGAGGGAGAGGAGUGACAGGGGGGAGAGGUGACAGGUAGAUGGAGAUAUACAGGUGAGAGGGCUAUCAGGGGUAAGGGAGACGCUGGAUGUGAGGGGGGAUAUAAGGCUCUGAUAGUUCCUGCAUAGAGGACGAUACAGAGCUGCAGUAUUUAUACACCUCACGCUAGGUACAGAGACACAGGCCAGCGUAGACAGGGAAAGCAUCGCCAAGUCAUCUGAUGGAUGUCUGCUGAGAGGAGCACGAGACAUCCAGCCUUACGGCUCCUGCAUUGCUGAGUGCCCGAAGACACCUCAUGGGAGAAUCUACAUGUGCCAAAGACAACGUCCCUCGUGUGUGCCAAAAAGAAUCCCGGUAGACCUUUGUCCCUGUGGGUGUGACGGCCGCUGAGCACCUGGCACUCUCCUCUGUGACACAUCUCACGUCUGCCAGACAUGGACAGUACCAUGAAGCUGAUGGAAAGCUACCAGGGGGCAUCGCAGGGGUACAGGGUGCCCGGGCAUGGCUGGAGAAUCUGCCUAGCACAUGAAUUUACAGAGAAGAGGAAACCCUUCCAGCUGGAGAAUGUGUCCACUACCGAAAUCCUGUCUCAUCUCCCCCUGGGCAUCAGGUACCUCUUCUUUUGGUGCCGGAAGACAUAUGUAGAGAAGAAAGCGCCAUUUAUAGACAUGUUCAACUCUAUCCCUUUGCGGCAAAUCUACGGGGCUCCUCUUGGCGGAAUCGGGGGAGGAACGAUCACACGUAGCUGGCGUGGGGAGUUCUGUCGCUGGCAGCUGAAUCCAGGUCUAUACCACUACAAGACGGUUACAGAGAACCAGUUCACAGUGUGUAUCCGGCGCAGGGGCCAGACCGUGUACCAGCAGGUCCUCUCCAUGGAGCAGCCACACACUCUGCAGGGAUGGAACUGGGGCUACUGUGGCAAUCAGGCUUUCUAUCAUGCCUUGUACCCGCGGGCGUGGAUCGUCUACUAUCUCCCGGGGCAGAGCAUCACUCUCACCUGCCGUCAGGUGUCCCCAAUUAUCCCUCAUGACUAUAAGGACUCCUCUCUGCCACUGGCUGUCUUCAUUUGGGAUGUGGAGAACUCGAGUGAUGAGGAGACUGAGGUUUCCAUUAUGUUCUCUAUGAGAAACGGCAGCGGGGCCAAAACUGACCGAGCUGGGGGCCACUGGAAUGAACCAUUUAAUUUGCACAACAACGGGGUUCCAGUCACUGGUGUCCUGUUACAUCACUGUUCCUGCCCCAACCCCUUCACUCUGGGGAUUGCCGUGCGUGAGAGGCCAGGCACUCACAUCUCCCACUGUACUGAGUUUGACCCGUGCGGGAUGGGGAAGGAGAUCUGGAAAGACUUGCUGGAUGAUGGCCGCCUGAACUCUACAGGCCCGAGCGCUCCCUCCAAGUCGGGUAAGAAGACGGCGGCGGCGGUGGCGGCAGGGUGCACGGUGGGACCAGGAGGAGGCGGCUCCCUGGAAUUCUGUCUGAGCUGGGAUAUGCCCAAGAUUCGCUUCGGUGCUGGAGGAAAGGAAUACUGCAGACGGUACACGCGGUUUUUCGGCAGUGACGGUGAUAUGGCGCCCGCCCUGUGCCAGUACGGCUUAUCCCACUAUGAGGACUGGGAGCAGAAGAUUGAAGCCUGGCAAGCUCCUUACCUGCAGGAUGUGCACCUCCCGUCCUGGUAUAAGUCCGCUCUGUUUAACGAGCUGUACUUUGUGGCGGAUGGAGGCACGGUGUGGGUGGAGGUUCCAGCUGAUGUGACAGACGAUAACCUCAUGAAGAUUGGGCAGAAGGAGCUGGGUGGCAUGGGAAGCCUUCUCCAGGAAUAUGGACGCUUCGCCUACCUGGAAGGCCAGGAGUACCGCAUGUAUAACACGUAUGAUGUGCAUUUCUACGCAUCGUUUGCUCUCAUCAUGCUGUGGCCGCAGUUAGAAAUAAGUCUUCAGUACGACAUGGCUGCCGCCAUUCUGCAGGAGGAUCUGGAGCAGAGGAAAUAUCUUAUGAGUGGCUGCGUAGCUCCUGUGAAGAUCAGAAAUGUGGUUCCCCAUGAUGUUGGAGACCCUGAGGAUGAGCCGUGGCAGAAGCUCAAUGCCUAUAUCAUACAUGACACUGCUGACUGGAAGGACCUGAACCUUAAGUUCGUGUUACAAGUAUAUCGAGACUACUGCCUGACCAAGAGCUCCACCUACCUCAGGGACAUGUGGUUAGUCUGCCAGGCUGUGAUGGACACAUCCUUGAAAUUUGAUAGUGACGGCGAUGGACUGAUAGAGAAUUCUGGGUUUGCUGAUCAGACAUACGAUGGUUGGGUGAUGACAGGACCAAGCUCAUACUGUGGGGGUCUAUGGCUGGCCUCCGUGUGUGUGAUGUGUCAGAUGGCCGUAAUCCUGGAUGACACCGCUGUGUACAACAAGUUUUCCAGUAUUCUCAGUAAGGGAAAAGACGCCUUUGAAAAGCUGCUAUGGAAUGGGAAAUAUUAUAACUAUGACUGUGGGGAGCAGGCCUAUCGUGACAGUGUGAUGUCUGACCAGUGCGCCGGACAGUGGUUCCUACGCGCCUGUGGGCUGGGCCGUGGAGAGACUGAGGUGUUCCCCAGUGCGCAUGUGCUCAGCGCCCUGAAAACCAUAUAUGAAUUAAAUGUGAAGCAGUUUGCAAACGGGCAGAUGGGCGCAGUGAACGGAAUGCGCCCAGAUGGAACCAUUGACAAAUCCAGCGUCCAGUCCGAUGAGGUGUGGAUUGGGGUGGUGUACGGACUAGCAGCCACUAUGAUUUAUGAGGGGCUGGUGGAGGAAGGGCUGAUGACGGCGGAGGGCUGUUACCGGACGGUGUGGGAGCGGCUGGGCAUGUCCUUCCAGACACCAGAGGCGUACUGUGAGAGGGAUGUGUACCGCUCCCUGGCGUACAUGCGACCACUGAGUAUUUGGGCGAUGCAGCUAGCACUGGACGAGCGUGCUUGUGACAAGACCCCAGGACCUGCUAAUGGAGAACCACAACAAUCGCUAUGAUUUCUACUUGUGAAGUGACCUAUGACCUCUCACGCCAUAGACUGCUACAUGGGUGGAAGUGAUUCUAUUUCUCUGAGAUUCUACAUGGAGAUGGAUAGAUGACGUCUGUCCCAUAUUCCCACCAUGACUUCUUCAUUAUUUCCACAGUUGCUCAAACGUUUAAAUCAUCUGACAAUUUCCCGUUUUGCUUAUAAUAUUAAUGAUCCUGUGUAACAUAAACGUUUUGCGUGUUCCCUGUAUGGAGGGAGUACAGGUAUCACACGCUGUAGCUGUCCUUCCUCUUCCUCCAUAUGUCCUCGUAUUCCUCUUGGCUAUUUUAUGCUGACAUUGGUGCCAGCGGUGGGAUAUUUGUCUGUAGAAUUGCACGGUGCUGCUGUUGCUCUUCUGUAUAUAGAGAAUACAGUUCUUCUCUGUUUUAUGUAUUAAUCAGUGACAGUGUAAGAAUGAGGCCGCCAGGGCACAUAAUGAAUAGACUGUAUGACGGUUCUCUGAUAGCCAGACCCUGCGGUAAUAGUGACUGAUCAGAAAUUAUGAAUUGAUAAAUACAGUGUGUGCACGUCAGGAACAUGAAAUGUAGCAUGGGGAUAUGCCAUUCCUGCUGAGCCACAUACAGGUAAAUAAUAUAACUCCUUUCCCUGUAUAAUAGAAGACAGACCAGUGUUAUAAUGGCUCCUGUAUUAUAUGCACUCCUACUGUACAGUACAGUCCUCCCUCUAACCCAAUCUACACUGGAGAGCGGCUCCUAUACAUUCUCAAACAGUCCCCUGUCUGACUUAUGCGGGCAGUAUUAUUGCGGUUACUUUAUUAUAUACCCUCCCCUAAUCCACUCUGCACUGGCCAGUAUUAUUAUGGCUCCGUGUUAUAUACCCUCCUGCUGCUGCACUGUGUAAUACAGUGUAUUGUAUCCUCUCCUGUACAGUAAAACCUGACAUGCUCUACACUGGCCAAUAGUGUUACAGUUCCGGAAUCAUACACUCCCCACCUGCUGUACAGUAUAAUCUCUGUAUAUCACGCUGCAGUGUGGACAGUGUUAUUGCAGCUCCUGUAUCAUACACUCCCCACCUGCUGUACAGUAUAAUCUCUGUAUAUCACGCUGCAGUGUGGACAGUGUUAUUGCAGCUCCUGUAUUAUACACUCUCCACCUGCUGUACAGUAUAAUCUCU
Messenger RNA from Pseudophryne corroboree (corroboree frog), 4316 nucleotides. It is a transcript of the gene GBA2, whose product is annotated as glucosylceramidase beta 2. Gene Ontology annotation, biological process: glucosylceramide catabolic process; carbohydrate metabolic process; central nervous system development. Bases 595 to 3153 code for a protein of 852 amino acids. Gene Ontology annotation, molecular function: glucosylceramidase activity; beta-glucosidase activity. The record is from RefSeq and is a predicted model, not a curated record. NCBI's taxonomy places the organism in Eukaryota, Metazoa, Chordata, Amphibia, Anura, Myobatrachidae. The transcript has 18 exons. Gene Ontology annotation, cellular component: membrane.